AUGCAUUCUAUUCAGAAUGGAGCUAUGUAUAGUGAUACUAGAAAAAGAGCUGUACUGUAUUACAUGAUAUCUUUAUUUUGUAAUUUUAUAAAAAUAGUAUUAAUAGUACUUGAUAUAUUAGCAUUUAGCUGCUUUACCUUACUGUCUUUACUCUUUAUGUUUUUUGGAUAUUUUGGAAUAGUCUCAAAUAAGCCGUCCGUCGUUCAUGCUCAAAUAUAUAUAGGAACAGUUUACAUUGAUAUAAUGUUAAAUUUUUUGAUUACUUUUUCUAAUUUUUACAAUAUAUUUAGAAUAUCAACGUGGAACAUGGAAUAUUGGGAAAAAUAUAUACCUAAUAGUGAUUUUUUUUAUUCCCUUUCUUUUUUAAUUAUUUCUUUUUGCAUUCUUUCAACAUUGUUUAACAUUUUUGCCAUAUAUCAUGCUCAAAGGUUUACUAAUUUAAUGAAAUCUCUUCCAAAGGAGAAGGAAAAUGAAAAACAUUCAUUUAAUAUGAAUAAAAUGGCAUAUUCUUUUAGUGAACAAAAUAGUCUGAAACUUAUAAAAAUGGAAAGUGCGAAGGAAAGGAACCAUUAA
Plasmodium malariae is the source of this 573-nucleotide messenger RNA. Its product is annotated as conserved Plasmodium protein, unknown function. The transcript has a single exon. Lineage: Eukaryota; Apicomplexa; Aconoidasida; Haemosporida; Plasmodiidae. The record is from RefSeq and is a predicted model, not a curated record. Bases 1 to 573 code for a protein of 190 amino acids.